CACCUCUCCGGCCAUCAAACCAAAGCUCGGAAUCCUUACCUGACUAGCUAGUAGCUGCUACUCACUGCUCUCCAGUGAAGCUUGAGUAGUUGUAGUGGUGGCAGCUAGAGUGAGAUCGACAUGGCUUCUUUCUCCUCCAAGGCCGCACUUGUUGCACUCCUCUCCCUCCUUGUCACCUUCGCCGCCGGCGCGAGGCCGGGGAACUUUAGCGCCUCCGACUUCACCGCCGAUCCCAACUGGGAAGCUGCCAGGGCCACCUGGUAUGGCGCCCCCACCGGCGCCGGCCCUGACGACGAUGGCGGUGCUUGCGGGUUCAAGAACGUGAACCAGUACCCGUUCUCGUCCAUGACGUCCUGCGGCAACGAGCCACUCUUCAAGGACGGCAAGGGCUGCGGCUCAUGCUACCAGAUAAGAUGUGUCAACCACCCUGCCUGCUCCGGCAACCCGGAGACGGUGAUCAUCACCGACAUGAACUACUACCCCGUCGCCAAGUACCACUUCGACCUCAGCGGCACGGCGUUCGGCGCCAUGGCGAAGCCCGGCCAGAACGACCAGCUCCGCCACGCCGGCAUCAUCGACAUCCAGUUCAAGAGGGUGCCCUGCAACUUCCCUGGCCUGAAGGUGACGUUCCACGUCGAGGAGGGGUCGAACCCGGUCUACUUCGCGGUGCUGGUGGAGUACGAGGACGGCGACGGCGACGUGGUGCAGGUGGAUCUCAUGGAGGCCAACUCGCAGUCGUGGACGCCGAUGCGCGAGUCGUGGGGAUCCAUCUGGAGGCUCGACUCCAACCACCGCCUCACGGCGCCCUUCUCGCUCCGCAUCACCAACGAGUCCGGCAAGCAGCUCGUCGCCAACCAGGUCAUCCCGGCCAACUGGGCUCCCAUGGCCGUCUACCGCUCCUUCGUCCAGUACAGCAGCUAAUCCACAAUGAACACAGCCACGCCAAGCAUCAGCAGCAUUAGCUAUACGUGCCUCUACACAUUUGAAAACCAUUAAUUUGGCCAUUUAUAUAUCUGCUUGAGUAAUUAAUUAGCUACCUCGGUAUGGUAUUGUAUAUCCAUCCAUCGAUCGAUCGAUCGUUGCAUGGAGUUCGUUUGAAUUUGAUUAGGUGAGACGUCGGUUGUUGGGUGUCAUAUAGACAUCGAUUGGUGUCUUGAGGUUUGGGAGUGGGAUAAGGAGGAGAGGCAAGUUUGCAUGUGCUGUCCCGCCCACUCUCACUGUACCAGUGUCACAGUACUUGUGUGUAACCAGACCAAGAUCAUAAAUUAUACUCCUACUACUAUUUAGUAGUAUACAGUUUGCUGCCUGGCAUUCAGUACCA
Messenger RNA from Oryza brachyantha (malo sina), 1321 nucleotides. Its product is annotated as expansin-B3. Gene Ontology annotation, cellular component: extracellular region. The transcript is spliced from 4 exons. Gene Ontology annotation, biological process: sexual reproduction. Lineage: Eukaryota; Viridiplantae; Streptophyta; Magnoliopsida; Poales; Poaceae. The coding region runs from base 121 to 921 and encodes 266 amino acids. The record is from RefSeq and is a predicted model, not a curated record.